GUGUGUGUUUGAAGGAGCAGUGCUCUCAGUUCAGUGAGGUCGUGGGCAGUGUCUCAGCUCGACUCAACCAGCAUUCAGAGGAGAGCGACGUCGACCCCAUCUCACCGAUGCAGCUGCCAGACUCCCAGUGGAAACGACAGGCCGCCACGCCGGGGUCCCGAGAGCACGACCCGGGCUCUCAACGGGUCACCAAACGUCACCGGAAACUAUUAAAGACCAGCCCGGUGCUGCGACCCCACACAAACUCUUCCCUGCCGAGCUCACGCCGUCUCUCUGACGUCCAGGAGUCCCGCCGGCGGAUCGUACGCGAAGUCUGCGGGAAAUAUCGGAGUAAUAUUUCACGGACAAUAAUGCCACAUCACGUCUCGCGGAUUUACGUGGAGGACAGACAUAAACUGCUGUACUGCGAGGUGCCUAAAGCCGGAUGCUCCAACUGGAAGAGAGUCCUGAUGGUUUUAGCCGGCGUCGCCAACUCGACGCAGGAAAUCAAUCACGCGGCCGUUCAUUACGACAAUCACCUGAAACGCCUGGACAGCUUCGACCGGCAGGGGAUCACUAAGCGUUUGGAGACGUACACCAAAGUCCUGUUCGUCCGAGAGCCAAUGGAGCGACUGGUGUCUGCGUUCAGGGACAAAUUCGAGAGCCCCAAUUCCUAUUACCAUCCCGUCUUCGGAAAGCCCAUCAUCUCCAAAUACAGAGUGAAUGCAUCGCAGACGGCUUUGAAGACGGGAAGCGGCGUGACCUUUCGAGAGUUCAUCCACUAUCUUUUGGACGUGCAUCGUCCCGUGGGAAUGGACAUCCAUUGGGAAGCGGCCAACCAGCUUUGCAGCCCCUGCCAUCUUCACUACGACUUCAUCGGGAAGGUCGAGACCUUGGAAGAAGACGCCAACUUCCUUUUACGAAAGAUCGGGGCACCGGAGAACCUGACGUACCCCUCGUUCAAGGACGGGAACCCCAAAGCGGCCAGAACUUCCACUCAGAUCACGCAGCAUUAUUUUUCGUUGCUGAACGCGUCUGAGCGCCAGCGGGCGUAUGACUUCUACUACAUGGACUACUUGAUGUUUAACUACUCCAAACCUUACAAAGACCUGUACUGACGCUUGUGCUUUAACCACUGGUUACCUGUGCGCGCUGUCUGCUGUCCAAUCAAUGCUUCAGAGACUAAUUAGACUAAUCCAUAAUUACACAGUCUCAUCCUCUUUGGAGAUUCAGCCGUCGAUAACCUGGAGUACAUCACUCAUUUACAUAAACUGCUCUUUAUUUGCCAUUAAAAAGUCUGACAUGUGUCCCAACCAGGCGUGAUUCGACAAGUUACCAGUGACUAGCUCAUCUGCCACACUCACAGCAUAAAUUGAGCCUCACAGCCAAUCACAACUAUCAGAUGUUUAGUAAACAGAUACACUACUGUUGUAAG
Molecule: messenger RNA, 1414 nt
Organism: Sinocyclocheilus grahami
Lineage: Eukaryota; Metazoa; Chordata; Actinopteri; Cypriniformes; Cyprinidae
Gene: chst8
Product: carbohydrate (N-acetylgalactosamine 4-0) sulfotransferase 8
Exons: 1
Coding region: 108-1097 (329 amino acids)
Biological process (GO): proteoglycan biosynthetic process; carbohydrate biosynthetic process
Cellular component (GO): membrane
Molecular function (GO): sulfotransferase activity
Source: RefSeq, a predicted model, not a curated record